Messenger RNA from Trematomus bernacchii (emerald rockcod), 4483 nucleotides. RefSeq names its product ribosomal protein S6 kinase a, polypeptide 1 (gene rps6ka1). The transcript has 23 exons. Gene Ontology annotation, molecular function: ATP binding; ribosomal protein S6 kinase activity; magnesium ion binding. Lineage: Eukaryota; Metazoa; Chordata; Actinopteri; Perciformes; Nototheniidae. Bases 504 to 2759 code for a protein of 751 amino acids. Gene Ontology annotation, biological process: protein phosphorylation; intracellular signal transduction; positive regulation of DNA-templated transcription. The record is from RefSeq and is a predicted model, not a curated record.
ACUGUUGGGACCUGGGAGAAAUCACAAGGGGAGGAAGCCGUGAAGAUCUGAUACGGCGUCGAUUUGCCAAGACAGCACGGACUCUGGUUAAUUCCUUCAGGUGGCACGAGCCUCCCGCACGGGUCUAUCCGGACCGCACUGCAGCCUGGCUUUGCUCUCCCGCCUGUCAAACCAAAAAUCCUGAGUAUAGCCAACGCGCGUACCUGAACGGACAAGAGGGUUUGUUUGGUUCAUGGUGUUUUCAACUGGAUUAUCACUUUCGAUAGAUACAAACAAGUGGCCAGCAGCCACCGGAGUCAAACCCAGGGAUUACAAUUGUGUGUAAAGCCUUGGUUACGCGUGCAGCGUCUGCAUGCGCGCCUCCUUUUCAAAUCAGAGAGCAAAGUGCUGAUAAACCCACUCCACCUGGACUUUCGACCUGAGGAAGGAGCUUCUUGGUGAACUGCAGUUGACAGGAGCGGCACCGACCGAAUUGCUACUGGGAAACUGAGAAUCCUGCGAAAAUGCCUCUCGCUCAGAUCGCGGAGCCAUGGCCCACCAUGGAACUAGUGCAGCUCGAAACGGAGAAUGGGCAGAGCACUGCUGAGGAUGGAGUCACGCCUGCUGUCAAGAAAGAUUCUCAUAUCACCUGGAAAGAGAGGGACUUUGCCAAUAUUAGAAAUCAGGAAGAUGGAGAUAUCAAAGAGAUCAACAUUACCCAUGUGGUCAAGGAGGGCUCAGAGAAGGCUGAUGCUUCUCAGUUUGAACUGCUCAAAGUGUUGGGACAGGGAUCGUUUGGCAAGGUGUUCCUGGUGCGAAAGGUGACCGCUCCCGAUGCCAACCAGCUCUACGCCAUGAAGGUCCUCAAGAAGGCCACGCUGAAAGUGAGAGACCGUGUGAGAACUAAGAUGGAGAGAGACAUCCUAGCUGACGUCAACCACCCAUUUGUUGUCAAACUGCACUAUGCAUUCCAGACUGAAGGCAAGUUGUACCUGAUCCUGGACUUUCUCAGAGGAGGAGAUCUCUUCACCAGACUCUCCAAAGAGGUGAUGUUCACAGAGGAGGAUGUGAAGUUUUAUCUAGCGGAGCUGGCGUUAGGACUGGACCACCUCCAUAGCCUGGGCAUCAUUUACAGGGACCUCAAACCUGAAAACAUUCUCCUGGAUGAGGAGGGACAUAUCAAACUCACAGAUUUCGGCUUGUGUAAAGAAGCCAUUGAUCAUGAGAAGAAAGCGUAUUCCUUCUGUGGUACUGUGGAGUACAUGGCACCUGAGGUUGUGAACAGGCAGGGACACGACCAGAGCGCCGACUGGUGGUCAUUUGGAGUACUUAUGUUUGAAAUGUUGACUGGAUCGCUGCCAUUUCAAGGAAAGGACCGCAAAGAAACUAUGAGCCUGAUUCUGAAGGCGCGCCUGGGAAUGCCUCAGUUCCUCAGUGCAGAGGCUCAGUCUCUGCUCAGGGCUUUGUUCAAGAGGAACCCUUCCAACAGACUGGGAUCUUGUGCUGAUGGUGCAGAGGAGAUCAAACGGCAUGGUUUCUUCUCCACCAUCGACUGGAACAAACUCUUCAGGCGAGAAUUAAAACCCCCGUUCAGACCAGCAGUGGCGCGUCCCGACGACACCUUCUACUUUGACUCUGAGUUCACCUCCCGUACCCCUAAAGACUCCCCCGGUGUGCCCCCCAGUGCCGGAGCUCACCAGCUUUUCAGAGGCUUUAGCUUCAUUGCGUCGCCUUUGUUGGACGAGGAAGGGUCUGCGGAGCCAGUCAAGCCUCACCCAGUUGUCCAGCAAUUACACGGAAAGAACCUGCUGUUCAGCGACGGCUACGUGUUGAAGGAAGACAUCGGCAUGGGGUCCUUCUCUGUCUGUAAACGCUGUAUCCACAAAGCCACCAACACAGAAUACGCUGUUAAGAUGAUUGAAAAGACCAGCACAGACCCCUCUGAGGAGAUUGAGAUUCUGCUUCGAUAUGGGCAGCACCCUAACAUCAUAACACUGAAGGAUGUGUACGACAACGGUAAGCAGGUGUUCAUGGUAACAGAGCUGAUGCGUGGAGGAGAGCUGCUGGAUCGCAUCCUCAAACAGAAGUUCUUCUCGGAGAGAGAGGCCAGCUCUGUGCUUCACACCAUCACCAAGACGGUGGAGUACCUACACUCACAGGGGGUGGUGCACAGAGACCUGAAGCCUAGCAACAUCCUCUAUGUUGAUGAGUCGGGGAAUCCAGAUUCUAUCAGGAUCUGUGACUUUGGCUUCGCUAAGCAACUGCGUGCCAACAACGGCCUGCUGAUGACCCCGUGCUACACUGCUAACUUUGUAGCUCCUGAGGUGUUGAAACGUCAGGGCUAUGAUGAAGGGUGUGACAUCUGGAGUCUAGGAGUCUUACUGUACACCAUGCUGGCCGGCUUUACUCCAUUUGCCAACGGACCUGAGGACACCCCAAAUGAGAUCCUGAACAGAAUAGGAAACGGUCACUUCAGUCUAGUUGGAGGCAACUGGGACACAGUGUCUGAAGCUGCCAAGGAUCUUGUGUCGAAGAUGCUUCAUGUGGACCCGCAUCAGAGACUGACUGCUCAGCAGGUCCUCAAACAUCCCUGGAUUAUCCAGAGAGACAAACUGCCCAACAGCCAGCUCCCUCAUCACGACCCCAAACUGGUCAAGGGUGCGAUGGCGGCCACCUACUCUGCCCUGAAGAAGUCUCAACCAACUCCAGAGCUGAAGCCCAUCGAGAGCUCCUUCCUAGCUCAGAGGCGCGUCAAGAAGCUUCCCUCCACCUCCCUGUAGAGACUCUAAACAUCCAAUCGGCUCAGUGGAGACUGACCAAACUGCACCUCCUGGCUACAACCACCCAGUCAAUUUGCACGGGGACUCAAGUGUCCACCCGCCUCUACCAGCCAAGGAACACGGACUGUGGUCCUGCCCCCAUCUUGUAACAUCAGUACUGCUCUUGCUAUCAUCCUCCUUGUUCUGGCUUGUCAAGUGCUGUUAGCCAGUCUCAUUGGACUAGCAAAAUAUCAUGACGAAAGAUGGGGGCGAUGAGGGUUAAAAAAAAAAAGCCUGGCUGCAGGUUUUUGGCAGAUGUAUAAGUGAUGAGUGUGUGUAUGUGUGAGUGAGUGUGUUUGUGCAUGACUAGAGAAUGUGACAAUGAAAGUUUUCUCUCCUCAUCAUUGCUGUGAUUGGUUGUCAUCCAGCUUGCUGCACGCCUGUCUGCCUGUUUUGUUGUCUGUCUUCCUGUUCUUUUUGUAAAGUUAAUGAGCUUUAUAUUACCGGGUGUGCUGCCAAAUCAACCCGUGCCGACAGCACAAAACCACAGUACUGUCCAACUGCUGUUAAAUGUUUUCGAAAGAGCAUUAUUAUCAUGAAUAUUAAACAUUUCCGCCAUAAAUGCCUCUUUGGCUUUGGUACAGCCAGAAUAUGUGGAUUCUGAGAAAUGUCAAAUGCUGAUGUUUUGGUUAGUGUCAAUGUAUGCUUGUACUUUGUUUUACAGAGAGCGUGCGUGUGUGUCAGUUGCAUGACUUGCAGUGUGUCUGUGUGUGGGAGCGUGUGUGUGUGUGUGUGUAUUCUGUGAGAUGCUGCAGGGUCAUGUGCAUGGUCCGGUGACGUGAUGAUGUCAUGUGGCUUUCUUGUUUUCUCUGCUCUUUUCUCUGCUCGGUCAACCCGCUGGCAACCAUUUGAGAUGUCUAUUCAUUUUAUUACUACAAAAACUAGUAAAAUUGGUGGCUUUCUGUGAAAGAAAACUUGCCCAAGGAACAAUGUGGCAUGUUCAAAUUCUAUAUUUGCUUUUUUUCCCUGUCUUUUGUUUUCACUGUGUUUCUUGGAUAAUGCAUAUUGAAUGCUGUUUCCUAUAUUGGCUGCUUUUGUUGUUGAUUGUUUUUUUUUGUUUUUUGUCCAUAGAAAGAGGUGAUUAAAAAUAGUGAUAGACAUGCUGAGCACAUCAGUCUGUGCUCUUAAUGCCAUACAGGUCUUUCCUUCUGUUUUGGGAUGUGAAAGGGUAGAAAGGCUGACUUUUUCUUUAUUUGAGCACUCAACACAGCCGCCCUCUUAUAAAAAGUCAAAUCACUGGUUGCUCAUACCACACAGACCUUCAGCAGUCGUGUGUCUUUCGUGCACGUUUCUGUACAUUAUAUAACUUGUUUUCAUUUUAUUGAUGCUCAUUUUGAGACAUCCUAAAGAAGGGUUAAUGUGUCUCAUUGUAAGUGGCUUCACAGGACAGGUACCGCUUUCAGCUCUGUGCCUGGACCUAUAGGUGAGGCAGAAUGUCUUACAUGAUAAACACAUGAAGAACGAACCAAACAGCCUGUGGGCUACAUGUGUAGAAGGGAAGACGUGUGUGGCUUAAUCUACGAACCAGCUGUCUUACCUCAAAAGGGAUCAAAGUUAUAUUAUAAUUCUUGUUUGGUGGCAAAUUUAUCCCAUCUUUGAUUACAUUUAUGGUAAGAUGUUAUUGUAUGAUAAAGAUGAAGAUUUUUAUAUCUUACAAAUAUUAAAAAUUCAGUUGCUACAACAAA